This is a messenger RNA of Ilex paraguariensis (yerba mate), 178 nucleotides long. The record is from the annotation of a GenBank genome assembly. Lineage: Eukaryota; Viridiplantae; Streptophyta; Magnoliopsida; Aquifoliales; Aquifoliaceae.
AUGAUCCAGAAUGGGGUGGGACCUGUUGAAGUUGAAGCAUUCCAGAAUUCAAUCUCAGACUUGGGGAAGAAGAGUGAGAAGCUUUCUCAAGGAUUAGAUGUUCUUGCAAAGGAAGUGGAUGGCUUCUUCCAUAUUGUUUUGAUCGGAUGUGAUGCUUUGCUUUUCAACUUAAGAGUGG